AUGUCGGGGCAGAGAAGGUCAAGGGCAUCAAAGUUCUCUCAGAAUGAGAUUAGUGACCUUGUUUCUAGGUUACAAGGACUUCUUCCACAACUCAACCAAAGACCCAACUCAAGGCAAUCAGCGUCCAAGAUAUUGCAAGAAACCUGCUGUCACAUUAGGAGAUUACAGGAAGAAGUGGAACAACUCAGUGAGAGACUAUCAGAACUCAUGGAUUCUUUGGAUAUCAAUGAAAUUGAUAGACAAAUUUUACAAAACUUGUUUUCCCUCAACACCCCCAAGCAAACCCCAGAAGUGGCACAAGGGAACAUACUCAUGGUAGGCAAGAAAAUGUCAAGUGCUUCAAAGUUUACUAUAAGAAUGAGAUCAACCAUCUUCCUUCCAAAUUACAAGUUCUGCUUCCACCACUGA
Messenger RNA from Sphenostylis stenocarpa, 408 nucleotides. The record is from the annotation of a GenBank genome assembly. Lineage: Eukaryota; Viridiplantae; Streptophyta; Magnoliopsida; Fabales; Fabaceae.